AUGCCAAAACAGAAACCGUCUGAAACCAUCAGUUCAUUACCUCCUGACUUGCUGGUCAAAAUCAUCUCACUCCUUCCUGUUUCCAACUUGUCUGUGUUGGCACGAACUUGUCGUCGCUUCAAAGUCCUCUCUUAUAACGACCAGGUUUAUAUUUAUAAACUACAUAAACUGCAUGCUGCUGCUAUCGUAUCAAAUGCUAAUACAGAUGCUGUCCAUCCACCAUCUUCAGCUGAAGACAGUGAUGAUUUGGCUGCCAGAUUGCGUCAGUUUCCGGGCGGUCAGUUUCUACCCAACACUACUGCCAACUAUCUUGAAACUGGAUCCAUGUUUAGUACUGCGUCCGAUCCUGUGACGCCCCUGUCUGCCAACACUCCUGUGCUACUGCAGGUCCAAGAGGAAACUACAAUACCAUCCAAUACUCCUGUAUCUAUCACCACUGAUGACCCUUUUAUCACCACUAGUCCAUCUGUUAAAACUAAUGCGGACGGUUCGGCGCCAAAUCAUCGACAAAUUACCUCUUCUCUACCAGAUAUGCGCAACUCUUCACUCAUUAUUGGUGCCGGUGGUUUAAAAGCCGCUUUGGCAAAACAGGCUCAGCAAAAGCAAAAUAGUGUUGGUUAUUCUACUAUUGGCCGAAAUGCCUUGCACAAACCUACAAAUCUAUCUCUACCACAUCUUCGCUCGUCUGAAAAAUCGGCUCGUCUGGUAUUCAAGCAAAUCUAUGAAAAACUAUCUCCUCUCUACUUUGAUUUUCGCGAAAAACAAAAAGACUCGAAACUGUUUUUAGAAAACAAGGACUUGUCUGUCAUUGGUGCUCUUCUUUGUCAAUUGCGUUUGUUUGAUCGUGCUGGAUUUGUUAGUCACAGCGAUGAUAUCAGCUUCAGUCUUGAAACUACAAUCGAAUGGUUCGAGUCCAUGGUCAUUGGUCAAUUCGAGCGUGCUUACGAUCGUACAGACACAGCUGAAAUGCGUACUGCUGCCACUAGCUUAUAUAAUCUUAAUGGUGGUCUUGCUUGUGUUAAUGUCUUCAUCUCAAAAAAUCAAAUUUUUUUUGAUCAUACAUUCAACCCAAGUCUUGUUGCAUCAAAUCUUCCUGCCACCACAGGUCCCUCGGUGGGGUACGCUCUUGCAGACGAUUUUGCAAAAUUCAUGGACUACAUGCUCAACAACUGCAAAGCUCAGGCUCAGCUUAUCUCUUGCAUAUUUGUCCCUCAACUCAAUACCAUGACCCUUUUUGUCAACAAAGUAUUUGAAGAUUCGAUAUCAGAGUACAUGACUGCUAUUCUUGUUGCUGCUAAAUCUAGAGAAAAUUUGGCAAUUUAUCUACAUACCUUGGCCACAUGUAUCUAUUCAUGCUCACAAUUUAUUGAUUACAUUUCAAAAAACGAAACGGGUGUAUAUGUUGAUGUUGAUAUGUCAAGAAAGGUCAUGCAGGAUAUUGUUGGUCCCUAUGUAAACAAAUAUAUCGACCAAGAAAUGGAAUAUCUAAAUAAGCGUUUUAAAACGGAAUUAAGCAAGUGGGAUAAUCGAGUUUCAAGCAAUGCUACUGCUGUACCACCUGCAGAUACAUUUCUCAGCGCAGAACAUGUCCAAGAACACAAAAGAUUUGUCAUGAAAACCAUGAAAGCCAUCAUGUUUGCGCCAGUGACGUUAACCAUGUCAUUGGCACAUAUGAGUACAGGCGGAAAAUUAAAACCUCAUCGACAAGCUCUUUUAAACGAUGCUGAACCGAUUGCAAGCGAAAUCAGUCCAGUUUCAACUAGCGAUCGAACUGGAGUUGCAGCAUAUCAGCUGGACGAAAGCUCAAUCAAUUCGUUUGUCUCGUUGGAAUUGGCAUUGCAUCUUAUGCAUGCUAACAAAGAGGCUCUUGGUAGAUGUUUAGUUGUGACUGCCUCGACAGAUAUGAGUAAAAUUCGCCCAAAUGUUCAAAAAGUAUUUAUUGCGUUACUGAAAGCAAUUGGUGAACGACAUAUCAAACUUGCAUUUUUAAAAGCCGUUGAACAUAUGAGCAAAUCCAGUCCAAUUGACUCGACUGAUAAUGACAGAAUGGUGAACAUGGACUCGCUUCAAUUUUUUGAAUUAGUGCACGUUGCAGACUUGAUUCAACAAAUGGUAGAUGUGUACUACAACGAAGACGUGAAGAUUUGGAUUGAUGAACAGGAUUUUCUUUCAGAUAUUAUCGUUGAAAAAAAAGCAUUUGAGCGAUUGUUAGAUGAUGGUGUUGCCGGUGGCAUGGACAAGGCUAUUCAGCUUCUUGUUAAUCAGUGCGAGUUUAUUUUGGUGAGCACACAACCCGUAACAGAGUAUAAUCCUCCCGAAAACGGGCUACUAGAUUGCCGACCUACCAAGGCUUGCGAAAAGGUCAUUGAAUGUCUGACCACUCAUACAAAGCUAAUGAAUGGAGUUACUGAAAAGAACACUAUGGAGGUAUUUUUGGGUGAAGUCGGUGUACGAUUAUUUGGUGUGAUCAUCAAAAAUAUUCGCCGACUGCAAGUCAGCCAAACCGGUGCCUUGCAAUUGAUAUGCGAUAUGAACAGAUAUUAUGAAUGGGCGACGAGCAUUCGCGUUCCAUCUGUAACCAAACAGUUUGCAGUGCUGAAAGAACUUGGCAAUCUAUUUCUUGCAGACGGGAGUGACGAGCUACGCAAGAUGGUGCAUGAUGCGCCACGAUAUCAGGGAGCAUUACGUAUUGAGGAGAUUUAUGAAUUGUUACAAAGCCGAACAGAUUAUAAAAAAAUCCAAAAACAAGUCGAGUCAAAAGAAUGUAUUAUCCAGUAGACUCGGCGUUUAUUCAAAGGAUUUUUGUUGAUUGGAAUAAACGUGCACGUUAUUGGUGUGAUGUUCAUUUAAAUA
Molecule: messenger RNA, 2853 nt
Organism: Batrachochytrium dendrobatidis JAM81
Lineage: Eukaryota; Fungi; Chytridiomycota; Chytridiomycetes; Rhizophydiales
Exons: 6
Coding region: 1-2778 (925 amino acids)
Biological process (GO): exocytosis; Golgi to plasma membrane transport
Cellular component (GO): exocyst; cytoplasm
Molecular function (GO): protein binding
Source: RefSeq, a predicted model, not a curated record